Saccostrea cuccullata (small rock oyster) is the source of this 682-nucleotide messenger RNA. RefSeq names its product U6 snRNA-associated Sm-like protein LSm1. Gene Ontology annotation, cellular component: Lsm1-7-Pat1 complex; P-body. Lineage: Eukaryota; Metazoa; Mollusca; Bivalvia; Ostreida; Ostreidae. Gene Ontology annotation, biological process: deadenylation-dependent decapping of nuclear-transcribed mRNA. Bases 68 to 469 code for a protein of 133 amino acids. The record is from RefSeq and is a predicted model, not a curated record. Gene Ontology annotation, molecular function: RNA cap binding. The transcript is spliced from 4 exons.
UGCGAACCGAGUACCCCGGUUUUUGUUGCGAAUAGCAUGAUUUCCCGAGAAGUGGUUGUAUAUUGCUAUGAAUUACCUUCCAGGAACAGCUAGCUUAGUAGAAGAAAUAGAUAAGAAACUUCUUGUUGUACUAAGAGAUGGAAGAACACUGAUUGGUUAUCUCAGAAGUAUUGACCAAUUUGCAAAUUUAGUCCUUCAUCGCACCAUUGAAAGAAUUCAUGUUGGUAAAAAGUAUGGAGAUAUUCCAAGAGGCAUUUUUGUUGUGAGGGGAGAAAAUGUUGUGUUGCUUGGUGAAAUUGACCUGGAAAAUGAAAAAAACCCUCAGCUAGAGGAAGUGCCAAUAGAUGACAUUCUGGAAAUGCAGCGUGAAGAACAAAUACAGAAACAACAGGAAGAGGAACGCAAGAAGAAGUCUAUGUUAGAACGUGGACUGCAGCCUCAUUCUGAACUUCAUGAUGACCUUUUUUAAAGUUCAUGUACAAUUAAUUUUAAUAGUCGUAAACUAAUGAGAGAUUCUUUUAGGUAUAAGAGCUAUGGAUGACAUUUUUCUACCAGCUCAAAAUGUCAGAUUCAAAAACUUUAUAUAUAUACUGCAAUAAAUAUUCUGUUUUGCUACUUUCAUAUGUUUAUCAUUUCAUGUUUCUUUUUGUGAAGUGUUUAAAAUCAUGAACAUGUCAUAUCA